UCCACCGAAAAAUUUUUGAUAAUCAAAAAUCUGAAAGCUCUUUCAAAAGUUCAAGAUAAGUUCAGAAUGCAGAUUUGUUGCAAGAUUAUCGUCAUUUAGGAAUUAGUAUACAAGCUCGUACCUCAUCUGUUCUCAAUUCGAAGGCUCAACUAAUGGCUCAUCAGUCCGAACGUGAAACACUCUGACAGAAACUUGAUUAAACUUGAUGAUUUUCAUCGUUUUAGAUAGUUAGUUUUUAACCAUGGCAGGAAAUUUCUGGCGAAGUUCGCACUACCAACAAUGGAUUUUUGACAAACAGGAUUUGAUUCGAGAAAGACAACAUGACUUGGCUAUUUUGACAGACGAAGAAUACCAGAAGAUAAUCAUGUUCUUCGCUAAUUGCAUUCAAUAUAUCGGAGAGCAGCAUAAAUUACGCCAGCAAGUCAUCGCCACUGCCACAGUUUACUUUAAACGAUUUUACGCUCGUAAUUCAUUGAAGAGUAUAGAUCCCCUGUUGCUAGCUCCGACGUGCAUAUUUCUAGCUGCGAAAGUAGAAGAAUUCGGAACUAUUUCGAACAACCGAUUAGUUGUUACUUGUACAAAUAUGGUGAAAUCUACUCAAUUCAAGGGAAUAUAUUCGCAAGAGUAUCCUUAUCGUGCGAAUCACAUAUUGGAAUGUGAAUUUUAUCUAUUAGAAAAUCUAGAUUGUUGUCUUAUUGUUUACCAACCGUAUCGUCCAUUAUUACAAUUGAUUGGAGAUUGUGGUCACGAUGAUCAGUUACUGUCUUUGGCUUGGAGAUUGAUUAAUGACAGCCUAAGGACCGAUGUUAGUUUACUAUACCCGCCGUAUCAAAUCGCCAUUGGUUGUCUUCAAAUUGCAUGCGUCGUGCUCCAAAAGGAAGGAUUAAAGACGUGGUUUGCGGAACUGAACGUUGACUAUGAUAAAAUACAAGAAAUAACCAGAUAUAUCGUGAAUUUAUUUGAUUUAUGGAAAGACUACGAUGAAAAAAAAGAAAUGCCAGGAUUAUUGGCUAAAAUGCCUAAACCGAAAACUCAAAGUAAUCGAUAAACCACUUAUAUCACAUUAUGCUCCACGGAAAAUCCAAUUAUAAGCAAAGAAGGUUCUUCAGUCCGUUAUGUUCGGUCUUCAGUCGAUGAUGCGAUGAAGGGAAAUGCGGCUUUGUUUUGACCGGCCCCUAUAUUUUUGCAUGAGGACUCGCAGUUCAGCAGUGUGGUUAUUUUAUGAUUAGAAUCUGCUUUCAACGACUGUUAAGAAAUUCGUCUCUGAUUUUUUUCUCAAAUCUUGCGAUAUAUUUUUAGAAUGAUUGUUUUAUUCAUGUUUAGAAUUAAGAAAUGUUUUAUUUUUCGAUGUAUUUUUUUAUACCGUUUGAUUACAUAGCGAUUGAUUCGA
Planococcus citri (citrus mealybug) is the source of this 1390-nucleotide messenger RNA. Its product is annotated as cyclin-C-like. Gene Ontology annotation, molecular function: cyclin-dependent protein serine/threonine kinase regulator activity. The transcript is spliced from 5 exons. The record is from RefSeq and is a predicted model, not a curated record. Gene Ontology annotation, cellular component: mediator complex; nucleus. Bases 242 to 1048 code for a protein of 268 amino acids. Gene Ontology annotation, biological process: positive regulation of transcription by RNA polymerase II. Lineage: Eukaryota; Metazoa; Arthropoda; Insecta; Hemiptera; Pseudococcidae.